Molecule: messenger RNA, 2242 nt
Organism: Uranotaenia lowii
Lineage: Eukaryota; Metazoa; Arthropoda; Insecta; Diptera; Culicidae
Gene: Nnp-1
Product: ribosomal RNA processing protein 1 homolog
Exons: 3
Coding region: 77-2122 (681 amino acids)
Biological process (GO): rRNA processing
Cellular component (GO): preribosome, large subunit precursor; nucleus; preribosome, small subunit precursor
Source: RefSeq, a predicted model, not a curated record
GACAUGCGCUUGUUUACUUUUUUAUUUUACGGCGCUGCAUGCAUGCGACGGACGGGUUAGUUCAUUAUUGUGAAAAAUGGUGGUUAAGAUGAUCGGCAAAUCAAGUCCACGUGCUGAAAAGAAGGCAUCCGGUGUUACAUUGGUCACAAGCAAACGGCGUUUCCAGAAGCAGGCUGAAAUAGUUACGAACACCAGCAAUGGCGCCGAGGAAAAAGCUAUCCUCGUGGCUAAAGAGCUGAAAUUCGUCAAAACCCUAGCUGGUAACGAUCCGAAACUUCGCCGAAAAGUUUUAAAAAAUCUGAAAAUAUGGUUGGCCACUCGGAGUCGGAGCACUUUUUCAUUUACCGACACCGAUUUUCUGCGUCUUUGGAAGGGUUUGUUCUACUGUAUGUGGAUGUCAGAUAAGCCAUUGAUACAGGAAAGCUUGGCAGAUGAAAUAGCGAGUUUAGUGCGCUGCUUUGACCAACUAUCGGUGGCUUUGAAGUACUUUGGCGCUUUUCUGCAAACGAUGUGUAAUGAAUGGUUCGGGAUUGAUCAUUGGCGGAUGGAUAAAUUCAUGAUGUUGGUACGUCGUUGCACCCGGCAAAUGCUUUUAGUGUUACAUGAAUCUAAUUGGCCGGAAAGUAAUGUUCGGGAAAUGAUGGAACAUGUAGAAAAGACUAUCCUCAAUGCCGAUGUUUGCACGUUUGGACUGACAAAGCAUUUCAAUGAUUUAAUACUGGAGGAGCUGGCCAAAGUAAGUGAAGGAGAAGUUGACCCAACUAUUGUUCAUAUUUUUCUCAAAUCAUAUGCCCAAGCCCUUAUCAGCACAAAUGAUAUGCGAUUAAUUAAACAAAUCACAUCAAGUAUUUUCCAUUCACUACUGUAUCAGUCAGCAUUAGGACAGGACUAUCAAGAAAAGUUUGAUCUUUGGAAAAAAAAUAAUUUUGUGACUGGAAACAUCGAUGAUGUUGAUUUCGAUGUAAUGUACGAAGACGAUGACCAAGAAGAGGAUGUUGUUGACGACGCAAUAGAAAGUGAUGAUGAAGAAUCUGAUACACAGGAAAAAAUUUACGAUCCCCGAGCUGGUCAAGUAGACGUUGUGAUCAACGAAAUUCAAUUUGAUCCAUUAAAAGUGAUAGAGAUGCUGGAAUGUGAUCGUUUCAAAACCACUUCAACGUCGAAAGGCAAAAAACAUAUGAAAAUGUUGGUUAAACAAUACAAAAAAUAUGCCGCCGGGUUAUUCCCAUUAGGUGUUCAAUCUGUGGAAAGCAUUGAUAAAAAAGAUUACGCUGUAGAUUUGGAUGAGCAGAUUAAAGAAAUAGAUGAGUAUGAAAAGGAGUUGUUUGGCGAUAAAAUUGAUAAAAAGAAAAAGAAGAAAGAUAAUAAAAAAGCGAGUGUUGUUCAAAGCAGUGAAGAAACUACAACUCUAUCAGAAAACAACGAAAAACAUACUUCAGAUAAAAAAUCGGGGUCUAAAAAAAAGAAGAAGAAGUUAACUAGAGCGCAACUGAAAGAAGAAAAGCUGAAGCAAUUGACGCUCAAAAGAGAAGCUAAACUGAAAGACUUGAAAGAACAGAAGCAAGCCAAACUGACAAAGAAAUCUAAAACGACAGUUGAAAUUAAAACUAAAAUCAAAAAAUCAUCAAACGUAGAAAAAUCUGACAAUGUUACGGAUACGCCUCCAGCCGUCAGUAAUAACGUAUCCGUACAAACUUUUGCAGUUCAAGAUGACUGGUCUCAGCCAUUGAAAGAAGGCGAAAAUGAAUAUUUUGUACCCUCGCGUAAAUCUAAACUUCAAGAAGCUAACCAGUCACUCAAAGAAGAAGACAAUGGAAAAACAUUGGUUAAAAAUCCUUUUGCCACUCCUAAAAAUAGCGCCCGAGCCUUGAAACGAGUUUUAGGAACCGCGAACACUGUGGGUAAUUCGGCGACCAAAAAGAAACGUGUGCAAAUCGCUCUCAACAAGAACAUUUCCCAGGAGCUACAGCAGCAUAUUCAACAGGUUAAAAGUUCACCGCAGUUACCGUAUGAUUCAAACAAGAAGCCUGCGAAAGGAGUGCUGAAACAAAACCUGAUGCCAAGCCCGAUCAAUCCGUUUUACAGGAAGAAAAUCGGGUUAAGGUUAAACGAAACUUUAUGAAUCGGUUUAUUGAUACAAAAAUAACAGUUGUACAGAAGCGAUAAGGAGUUAUUAGUUUAUUAAAUGCUACAAAAUGUCGCAGGAAAAUAUUAUCCAAUAAAAGUUUCUCUCAGAUUUUUA